This is a messenger RNA of Hyaena hyaena (striped hyena), 1260 nucleotides long. RefSeq names its product G protein-coupled receptor 151 (gene GPR151). The coding region runs from base 1 to 1260 and encodes 419 amino acids. The record is from RefSeq and is a predicted model, not a curated record. The transcript has a single exon. Gene Ontology annotation, molecular function: G protein-coupled receptor activity. Gene Ontology annotation, biological process: G protein-coupled receptor signaling pathway. NCBI's taxonomy places the organism in Eukaryota, Metazoa, Chordata, Mammalia, Carnivora, Hyaenidae. Gene Ontology annotation, cellular component: membrane.
AUGCUGGCAGCUGCCUCUGCAGACUCCAACUCCAGCACCAUGAACGGGUCAUCGGCUCACCUCCACUUUGCUGGAGGGUACCUGCCCUCUGACUCCAAGGACUGGAGGACCAUCGUGCCGGCUCUCUUGGUGGCCGUCUGCCUGGUGGGCUUCAUGGGGAACUUUUGUGUGAUUGGCGUCCUCCUCCAUAGCGCUUGGAAAGGAAAGCCGUCCAUGAUCCACUCCCUGAUUCUGAACCUCAGCCUGGCUGAUCUCUCUCUCCUGCUGUUUUCUGCACCCGUCCGGGCUACAGCAUACUUCAAAGGCGUCUGGGACCUAGGCUGGUUUGUCUGCAAGUCCUCUGACUGGUUCAUCCACACGUGCAUGGCGGCCAAGAGCCUGACGAUCGUUGCCGUGGCCAAAGUGUGCUUCAUGUACGCAAGUGACCCAGCCAAGCAAGUGAGUGUCCACAACUGCACCAUCUGGUCAGUGCUGGUGGCCAUCUGGGCCGUGGCCAGCCUGCUACCCCUGCCAGAGUGGUUCUUUAGCACCACCAGGCUUCACGCGGGUGUGGAGAUGUGCCUCAUGGACGUGCCCCCCGUGGCCGAAAGGUUCAUGGCAAUGUUUGGCAAGCUCUACCCUCUCCUGGCAUUUUGCCUUCCGUUACUUUUUGCCAGCUUUUAUUUCUGGAGAGCUUAUGGCCAGUGUAAGAAACGAGGGACUAAGACUCAAAAUCUGAGAAACCAGAUGCGCUCCCGACAACUCACAGUGAUGCUGCUGAGCAUUGCUGUCACAUCUGCCGUGCUGUGGCUCCCCGACUGGAUUGCUUGGCUGUGGACAUGGCAUCUGAAGGCUGGAGCCCCGGCGCCACCACAAGGUUUCAUAGCCCUGUCUCAAGUCCUGAUGUUUUCCAUCUCUUCGGCAAAUCCUCUCAUUUUCCUACUCAUGUCCGAAGAGUUCAAGGAAGGCCUGAAAGGCCUGUGGAAAUGGAUGAUGACCAAAAAACAACCAACUGCCUCAGAGUCUCAGAAGACACCGGCUGGUAAUUCAGAUGUCCCUCCUGACAACAUUCCCUCUCCUGGGUCCCCAGCACCCGUACCAGAGAAAGAGAAGCCUGGCUCUCCCUCCUCCAGCGGAGAGAGAACAGAGAAGGCACAGAUUCCCAUCCUCCCUGAUGUAGAGCAGUUUUGGCAUGAGAGGGACACAGUCCCUUGUGUACAAGACAAUGACCCUACCCCCUGGGAACAUGAAGACCAAGAGAUGGGAGACUGUGAUAAAUAG